GCCCAUACUUAUCAUCCCCAAACGAUUUGAUUUCAAAAAUCAUUCCUGCCCUCCCUCCCAAGCACAACGAAAUCAUCCAAAAAUGCGUGAGAUUCUUCACAUCCAAGGCGGCCAGUGCGGCAACCAAAUCGGAUCCAAGUUCUGGGAAGUGGUCUGCGCCGAGCACGGGAUCGACUCCACCGGUCGCUACCAGGGCGAUUCCGAUCUGCAGCUCGAACGCGUCAAUGUGUACUUCAACGAGGCUAGCUGCGGUCGCUUCGUCCCCCGCGCCGUCCUUAUGGAUCUUGAGCCCGGAACCAUGGACUCCGUCCGUUCCGGUCCCUACGGACAGAUCUUCCGCCCCGACAACUUUGUAUUCGGCCAAUCCGGCGCCGGAAAUAACUGGGCCAAGGGCCACUAUACCGAGGGCGCUGAGCUCAUCGACUCCGUCCUGGAUGUUGUUCGUAAAGAGGCAGAGAACUCUGAUUGCCUCCAAGGGUUUCAAGUGUGUCAUUCAUUAGGUGGAGGAACUGGUUCCGGCAUGGGGACGCUCUUGAUAUCGAAGAUAAGAGAGGAGUACCCGGACCGAAUGAUGCUAACAUUCUCUGUAUUUCCAUCGCCCAAGGUGUCUGACACGGUUGUGGAGCCCUACAACGCAACACUCUCUGUGCAUCAACUGGUUGAGAACGCUGAUGAGUGUAUGGUGUUGGAUAAUGAGGCUCUCUAUGAUAUUUGCUUCCGCACUCUCAAGCUUACCACCCCAAGCUUUGGAGAUUUGAAUCACUUGAUCUCAGCCACCAUGAGCGGUGUAACUUGCUGCCUUCGUUUCCCUGGUCAGCUGAACUCAGAUCUACGCAAACUAGCAGUGAAUCUCAUACCUUUCCCGCGUCUCCACUUCUUUAUGGUUGGUUUUGCGCCCCUAACUUCUCGUGGUUCACAGCAGUAUCGUUCCCUCACUGUCCCAGAACUCUCCCAACAGAUGUGGGAUUCCAAAAACAUGAUGUGUGCUGCUGAUCCCCGUCAUGGCAGGUAUCUGACCGCAUCAGCAGUGUUCCGUGGAAAGCUGAGCACCAAAGAGGUUGAUGAGCAGAUGAUGAAUGUUCAGAAUAAGAACUCUUCAUACUUCGUCGAGUGGAUCCCAAACAAUGUGAAAUCCAGCGUAUGUGACAUUCCACCAACGGGUCUCAAGAUGGCUGCAACUUUCAUUGGCAACUCCACUUCCAUACAGGAGAUGUUCAGGAGGGUGAGUGAGCAGUUCACUGCAAUGUUCCGCAGGAAGGCCUUUUUGCAUUGGUACACGGGAGAGGGGAUGGAUGAAAUGGAGUUCACCGAAGCUGAGAGCAACAUGAAUGAUUUGGUUGCAGAGUACCAGCAGUAUCAGGAUGCCACUGCGGAUGAGGAAUAUGAAGAAGAAGAAGAAGGUGAUGAUGAAGGACAAUACCUGUAAGAGAUGUGGUGUGUGUUUAUGGAUGUGACUAUUGUUGUGGUCUAGUUUUUUCUAAUUAGAUUUAUUAUUGUUGUUCUAGGACGUAGCUAGUAUGAUAUUUCUGUCGUAUGCAUUGUGUUGAAGUCGCCACCAGGACUAAACACAAAAAGAGGAAAAAGAAAAAUUGGCUAGUGGUUCUCAUUGGAAACCACCUUUCUACUCCAAUGGUAGGUUUAAAGUCUACUUUCUUCGGAAGUUCGGAGUGGGAUUUACUGGUUUUGUUAGGUUCGGUUUUUGUUAACCUACUGUACCGGUAAUUCUAUGGUAUUUAUGGUAGAAUCUCUGGUGAAGAGUGGAGCUGGGACCGGCUUGCCAUCUAGUGUUCUCACCUGCGCGAUGUACGGUCGAAAUAAAUAACCUUGUUUUAAUCAAAAAAAUAUUGAAAUCUAA
This is a messenger RNA of Cuscuta epithymum, 1855 nucleotides long. NCBI's taxonomy places the organism in Eukaryota, Viridiplantae, Streptophyta, Magnoliopsida, Solanales, Convolvulaceae. The record is from the annotation of a GenBank genome assembly.